Messenger RNA from Closterium sp. NIES-65, 825 nucleotides. Lineage: Eukaryota; Viridiplantae; Streptophyta; Zygnematophyceae; Desmidiales; Closteriaceae. The record is from the annotation of a GenBank genome assembly.
AUGCAGGCACGGUCCCUGACCGAAGGGUCGCACAGGUUCUUGCACAAGUGUGCGACUUCUGGCAACACAGACGCCUGCUACAUUCUCGGCAUGUUCUUGCGCGUAACACUCACACCGGUCAUCCUCUCCCUUGCCUUGCCACAGAUCAAGUUCUACUGCCUCGGGGAUCACCAGCACGGAGCCACGCUAUUGGCCAAGGCGGCUCUCGCGGCGCACCCGCACGCGCUGCACUCGCUCGCCGUCAUCCACUUCAACGGCAGCGGCGGCACGCGCCACGACCGCGACCUCGUGGCGGGGGUUCUGCUCUGCGCGCGCGCCGCGGCCGCGGGACACGUGGAGGCGCUUCGGGAACUGGGGCACUGCCUACAGGACGGGUGCGGCGUGCAGCGGGACGUUCCCGAGGGCCGCCGGAUGCUGCAGGAGGCGAACGUUCGCGAGGCGGCGCGCGCGCUUGCCUGCUCCGUGGCGGUGCCUCGGUGUGUUGCUCCGCUAGUAUUAGCCCCGCGGGGCGCUGCGUCGCAAUGCGGGACGAGCGGGACGUCUAAUUGCAGUGACGUGCAAGCUUCUCCCGCCGCUCUUCCAGUAGCUUCAGCUGGCACUGGCUCUUUCGGUUCAAAUGAAAACUGUGCACUGGGUGCGCAAGAGGGUAGCACGAAGGGCGAGGUGCACGCGUCAAGACCUCGUGUGCUGAUGCGUGCUGCUGCGAUUCCAAGCACGUUUGCACGCGAGCACGCGUGUAGCACGGGUUCCUGGAGCCAAGCUGUGCGGGCGAUCGGAGACAAGGAAGCAGGAGUUCCGGUGCUGCUCUGCGUGCGGGGAGGCUAA